Molecule: messenger RNA, 660 nt
Organism: Synchytrium microbalum
Lineage: Eukaryota; Fungi; Chytridiomycota; Chytridiomycetes; Synchytriales; Synchytriaceae
Exons: 3
Coding region: 1-660 (219 amino acids)
Biological process (GO): mitochondrial translation
Cellular component (GO): mitochondrial large ribosomal subunit; mitochondrial ribosome
Molecular function (GO): structural constituent of ribosome
Source: RefSeq, a predicted model, not a curated record
AUGAUGAUUAGAGCGUGUUUAAACCAGCUAGCUCUAACUAGAGCACCGUCCGUCAUAGCAUGGACGCGAUACACUAGUCGGACAUUUACAUCUUCUAUCGUUAAUCGAGGAUUGGGCGAGUUUUUCGACGAUGCUAAAGAUGGUUGGAGGUGGAAGGAAGGUGCUCCAGGUCGAGCAUGGGAUGCAUCAGAACUACGACAAAAGAGCUUUGAUGACUUGCACAAGCUCUGGUUUGUAUGCAUCAAAGAACAGAAUCUAUUGGCCUCGCAGGGGGAGGAAGCUAGGCGGUUUAGGUACUUUUUUCCUCAUGAGACUCGUGUCAAGAGACUACGGAUGACCAUGUCUCGCAUCAAACUAGUGCUAUGGGAAAGACACAAGGCACAUACACACGCCAUGAACAUAGUCACUCGUGAAAAGAGGAGAGAAGAACUGAAAAUAGAACUAGCUGAACAAGCAUUAGAGCUAGGUAAACAGGCUCCUAAUGACUAUACUUUGGAACGAGCACUGUCUGAAGAACAGCCAUACAUACCGCCCAGUCCAAAAGUAGAGAGGAUACUACGUAAAGAGCAAGAAGGUGCCAAGAAACCCAGAAACAUUAAGGCUGUCAGACCUAAUAGAGUAAUCAAUAGCAAUCCAUCACUGCAGAAAUUCAUAGUUUAA